UGGCAAUGAAAAAUAUGAAAUUGAAUGCUGUAAUUACUCCUUAAUUACACUAAUAAAUCUCCUUCUCUUCAUCUCCUACCUAUGUUAUAUAAUCACACAUACCUGAAAUCAUUCCAUCAUAUCGCUUUCUUCAAUGACAAUGGCGCUGCAAUUGCUCAGUAGCUUUCUUCCUCUGCUGCUGCUCCUCUGCUUCACCAACCUGACAAUGGCCGCCUACAACAUACUGAGCUUCGGCGCGAAGCCCGAUGGGUGGAGGGACUCGACGCCGGCGCUGUUGGCCGCAUGGGGAAAGGCCUGUGGAGACAAAAAGCCGGCGACUUUGGUCGUUCCCAAGGGAUACUUCUUAGUCAGUCGAGCUUUGUUUCAGGGCCCGUGCAAGAAUAACAACAUUCGCUGGCUCAUUCAUGGCACCAUCGUCGGAGACUCUGCUUACUCCGGCGCCUCCGAGUGGAUCACUUUCAAGUACGUGGAAGGACUGUCCCUCUACUCCGCCACAUUUGACGCUCGCGGUCAGUCUCUUUGGUCCUGUAAGGCCGCCAAUCGCAGCUGCCCCACCGGCUCCACGGUACCUCUAAUGACAGUCAUCUUCCAUUAUUCUUUUCUUCUAUAAAAAAGAUGUCCUCAUAGCAGA
Molecule: messenger RNA, 631 nt
Organism: Dendrobium catenatum
Lineage: Eukaryota; Viridiplantae; Streptophyta; Magnoliopsida; Asparagales; Orchidaceae
Product: polygalacturonase-like
Exons: 1
Coding region: 134-610 (158 amino acids)
Biological process (GO): carbohydrate metabolic process
Molecular function (GO): polygalacturonase activity
Source: RefSeq, a predicted model, not a curated record